UGUAAUGCAAAAUUACUCCUAUUGAAAGAUAAUUGUUAAUUGUGUAUAAAUACAGUUGGAUUAUAACAUGAGAAUUAAAACUUGUUGAUUUAUCAUAUUGUAAACAUAUAGCACUGUAAUACCUAAAUAGAAAAUAUUAAAUAUUUAUUUUACAUACUUAUACUUGAGAAUUGAAGGAAUAUUUGUUGUUAAAAGAUUUAUAAACAUUGAGAAGUAUUGGAUGUUAUAGAGAGAACAGACCCACACCUUAAGCGUGAAAUAAUUCCAUGUAUGCUUACGUAUGCUUAAAAUGGCUUACAUACUGUUAGGUGUGCUAUUGUUGACUGGUGUCAGUUUGGCAGAAAAUAUUAUUCGUUUUCAUAUAGUUGAAGAACUUCCAGUCGGAACUUUGGUUGGGAAUUUAGCAGUUGAAAGCGGACUCCAGUUUAAUUUAACAGAUGACGAACUUGAAAGCAUUCGAUACAGCUUUUUGGACAAAACAAAAAUGCGUUCUCUAUUCAACAUUCACGAAAGAACAGGAAAUGUCUUGAUAAAGUCGCUACUUGACAGAGAAACAGAAUGUAUUUUCAUGGAUUUAUGUGUUUUAUCCUUCGAUGUUGCAAUUCACUCAUCAAGUCCACAAAUGUUCGAAAUUUAUUCCAUUGAAAUAACGAUAGAGGACAUGAACGACAACUCUCCGAAGUUUCCAACUGAACGUAUUACUAUUAGAGUGCCCGAAUCAACAGUAGAAGGAACAUAUUUCGGACUUUCGGAAGCAAUUGACGCCGAUUCUACGAACAAAAACAUAAUUCAGACAUAUGAACUAGUUAAUGGGAAUGAUGUUUUCACAUUUAAUGCUUCAAAAGAUAUAGAUGGCAGAUUAUCACUAAGACUUAUUCUGCUUAGCGAGUUAGACAGAGAAGACAUCGAUUUGUAUGAAUUAGAACUUCUAGCUAAAGAUGGCGGAGAUCCAGUAAAAACUGGAACUUUAACGGUUUACAUCGACAUCGUAGACACUAACGAUAAUUCUCCAGUUUUUGAACGUGACUCGUAUGCAAUAGAUUUAAACGAGGGGACAAACAAACAAACCCCAUUGAUUGCCGUCACUGCGUACGAUAAAGAUGUUGGUGAUAAUGGAGAUAUUGUUUACAGAUUUAGUCCUAGACAACCAGACAUUGAAAGAAUUUCAAAAACAUUUUUGAUUAAUGAGAAAACUGGAGUUAUUUAUGUAGCUGGAGAAAUAACAUUUGGAAAACAAAACACUUUCAAAAUUAUUGUUGAAGCUAGCGACAAAGGCUCCCAACCUAGAACGUCUUAUGCUACUGUAACAGUCACCAUACUGGAUACUGCAAAUAACAAACCGGAAGUGUUUAUAAAUUUUCUCGUCCCAGCAAACGACAGUCUUGUUAGUAUCUCCGAAGCAGCCGAUAUAGGAACCGUCAUAGCUCACGUGACUGCAGAUGAUGCCGAUUCAGGACCCAAUGGACAAGUUAUAUGUGCUGUAACAAACCAGUAUGUAACACUUCAGAAUAUUUCUGGAAAACCCGGUUAUCUUAUUGCAUUAAAGAUGGAACUUGACAAUGAAAUGAAACAAGAACAUUAUAUAUCUGUUACAUGUUCUGAUAAUGGCUCGCCAAAAUUAAGUUCUUCAAAGAGUUUCAUGCUGCGGGUUUUAGAUGAAAAUGAUAAUGCGCCAAUAUUCAAAGAGGCAACCUAUUCGGCGACAAUUGAUGAAAAUAACCCACUUGGUAAAUAUUGUUUGAAAGUGUCCGCAACCGACACAGACAUGUGGCCAAAUGAUAAACUUCAUUACUCGUUGAUCGAAGAUUCUAAAAAUGCAUUCUCCAUCAAUCCUUCAUCUGGUGUAAUAACAGCAAACCAAAGAUUAGACAGAGAAAAGCAAGAUGAAUACAGGUUUACAGUCCUAGCCGUUGACGGCGGACGUCCACCUUUGACGGGAACAACUGUAGUCGUUUUAGUAGUGAAGGAUGUAAACGACAAUAAGCCACAAUUUGAUGUACCAUUCUUUCAAUUCUUUAUAAAAGAGAACUUACCGGCAGAUACCAUAGUUGACACGGUCAAAGUAUCUGACAACGAUACCGGAAACAACAAGAAAAUAGUUUUCUCACUUGUACAAAAUCCUGGUGAAAAUUUGCCGUUUAUCAUCAACACCAUUGGAGAAAUUAGAACAACUGCUUCGUUUGAUCGUGAAGAGGACAGUAGCUUUAUCUUUGAAGUAGUUGCCACUGAUCAAGGUAUUCCUGCUUUGUCGACAAGAAUAUUUGUCCGCGUGUACGUAACAGACGAGAAUGACAAUCAACCUUCCAUUAUAUAUCCGAACAGAGUAAACAACACAAUAACAGCGUUUUAUUCCACAGCAGUAGGAAUUUACCUCACUAAAGUCAAUGCCGUUGAUAUAGAUGAAAAUGGACCAAACAGCCAAUUAACUUAUGACAUCGUGGCGGGAAAUGAAGAUGACAUUUUUACUAUCAUUCAAACUUCGGGCAAGAUAUAUUUAAGACGACAACUUGAAGAAAGAUCAACAAGCCUGAAUUCAUUGACAGUGAAAGUUGCUGACAAUGGAAAUCCUCAAUUACAGACGAAUGUAACAUUUAUUAUGGCUUUAAGCUAUAUCGAUUCUAAUGCCAUAGCCUCGUAUUCGUCGGCCGAUUCUAGUAGCAAAAAUGUCAUAAUUGUUAUAGCAGUGGUUUCAAUGACUAUAAUAAUAUCUGGUGCUUUGAUAGCGGUGAUCUGUGUUUUACGGCGAAGUGAACAAAUCAGAAAGAAACAUAUAGAGGAACAUACCAAGAAAACGACUAUCGUUCCACAGCUUUACAAGGAAGCCAACUAUAAACCCAAUAUUGAAAUAAAUGUCCAGGAAAGUGUAUCUUACCACGAAGCGUUACCGCCCAAAGGGAAAGAAAUUCACUCUAGUUACGAUGAGGAUCUUGACAAUAUGGAACUGUAUUCGUCAUUUGGUACCUCAGUGUUUACAGAUACUCUACCAGGAUUAGAGAAACCUGGUCAGAGUAUGGAAGAUCAAAGAAUAAUUAUACGAUCGUCUUUAAAGCAUGUGCUUUCUGAUGAACAGAUAUCUGGAAUCCACAGUUUAGAUGAUAUAAGUGAGAUAUCAAAAGAAGAUUACAAUUCUGACAGUGGGCGUGGCAGUAGUGAUCCUGAUUCAACAAGACAGUCAAAUCUGUACUAUAACGAAAAAUCUACGCAAAGAUUUAAACCAGUACUGAAGUCGAAUAUUGGAGAUAGAUUCACAGACAUACAACGUGAAGACGACCGUUCUUAUAUUCCAUUUGAAAAGAAAUAUUAUGGCUUUGUGGAUAGGCCAGCAAUCCGCAGUCAAAACACAAACAGCUACAAAAAUGAUAUAAAAACUGUACGUUUUGAUGAGAAUGGACAAUUUUGUGUAGAAACUUCGUCAUUUGUUUAAUGAAUAGAAUCAGAUGUAAAGGCUAAACAGUAAUAAUGCAAAUGAAAAAUUAAUUUACUUUGAAAUUGUGUUUCUUAUUAACCGUACUUAGGCAAUUCACCAUGUACAUACAAAUCCGAACACAACUACCUGAUUGAUACAGAAACAUAUUUAGAUAUACUGGUCCUAGUUUGAUAUAACAAUUAUUUAUUAUAAAAACAAUGACACCAUCUGAGAUUACGAACGUUUGUGUGUAUGUGUGUGUGUAAUGGUGUGUGUAUGUGUAUAUGUUUAUAGUGUCAUAGACAAUUAUUGAAUCGUGCUAAUGUCUUUCUUUUCAGAUUGUACAUGUGUAAUUUAUUAUAUUAAUUUAUAAAUUAUCGUUUGUUAUCUUGCCUAACUUUGUUGUUAUGUUGUUGAAAUAACCAAAUAAAAUAUUUAAAAUCAA
Molecule: messenger RNA, 3851 nt
Organism: Mytilus trossulus (common blue mussel)
Lineage: Eukaryota; Metazoa; Mollusca; Bivalvia; Mytilida; Mytilidae
Product: protocadherin-11 Y-linked-like
Exons: 6
Coding region: 281-3424 (1047 amino acids)
Biological process (GO): homophilic cell-cell adhesion
Cellular component (GO): plasma membrane
Molecular function (GO): calcium ion binding
Source: RefSeq, a predicted model, not a curated record